Molecule: messenger RNA, 336 nt
Organism: Beta vulgaris subsp. vulgaris (sugar beet)
Lineage: Eukaryota; Viridiplantae; Streptophyta; Magnoliopsida; Caryophyllales; Amaranthaceae
Exons: 2
Coding region: 1-336 (111 amino acids)
Source: RefSeq, a predicted model, not a curated record
AUGAUAUUAGGUGGGAUAGGAGCUAGAGGGUCAACAACUGGAAGGGGAAGAGGUGGUGGCUAUGCUGCAAGAGGGGCUACAAUUGGAAGAGGCAGAGGGAGAGGAAGAAAUCAGGUACCAGUAGGUGUUGGUCUACUGAUUAUGGAUGAUGGAGCCCAGAUCAUCAACCCAACUAGAUCAAGAGGGGGUGGAAGAGGCAGGACUGGUGGAAGAGCCAGAGGUGAAGGGAGAGGCAGAUCUGGUGUGAGAGGCAGAGGCAGGGGUGCAGUUGGUGGAGGAGGCACAGAAUGCACCCAGUUAAGCCAAGGAUCCCAAGUUGUUGACCCAACUCAGUAG